AUGACCCUCGGCCGCUACACAAUUAUAGCAGCUGCAGUCGCGCUCUGUGCAAAUGUAAAAUCGGCUAAUGCAACCGAUGACUUUAAUGUGCUGCAUGGACAGCCAACCAUUCCUGCUGCCUUGAAUGCUGAGGAUGCCGCUCGCGCCAUCACGACAAGACUGUUGAGGGGAUCAAAUAAGACUGCGAAAAGCAAAACUGCCUUUGACGAAAUCCUGGAAGAGCGUGGAAUCUAUCCAAGUGAACUCGCUCGAUCUCAUCAAGUCGCUAUAUCAUCUGGUGGUGGAGGCAAGACUCAUGACCAUCGAAAGCAAUUGCUCGAUUAA
Plasmopara halstedii is the source of this 324-nucleotide messenger RNA. Its product is annotated as RxLR-like protein. The transcript is spliced from 2 exons. Bases 1 to 324 code for a protein of 107 amino acids. Lineage: Eukaryota; Oomycota; Peronosporomycetes; Peronosporales; Peronosporaceae. The record is from RefSeq and is a predicted model, not a curated record.